Molecule: messenger RNA, 1941 nt
Organism: Aspergillus niger
Lineage: Eukaryota; Fungi; Ascomycota; Eurotiomycetes; Eurotiales; Aspergillaceae
Exons: 1
Coding region: 1-1941 (646 amino acids)
Biological process (GO): microtubule cytoskeleton organization; protein phosphorylation; intracellular signal transduction
Cellular component (GO): cytoplasm
Molecular function (GO): tau-protein kinase activity; ATP binding; protein serine/threonine kinase activity
Source: RefSeq, a predicted model, not a curated record
AUGGCUCAGACUGGGAGGAACAACGGGUUGGUUGGGUUGAAGCUAGAGACGGCCUUUCAGCAUUCGCCGAGACCCCGGUGGCGGGGUGAUGAUGGAGGCAGAAGAGUGUCGGAUCAGGGAGACGGUAUCGAGGGCGAUCGUACAAACAUCUUUCACGAUUAUCACGCACCCCGUUGCGGUACUGAUGAAGACAACAGUGCUUUGAGUGGUCUGCACUCAGCGACACCCCCCAUCUCCGUUCCCCGUCAUGAUGAUUAUCCCAAGCAAGAUGUCCACUUUCCUCACAAGCCAGAGGAUGUACAAGCAUCAUCUCCGCUCGACAGCUUUCUUCAAGAACGCCGCCCUUCCAUCAGCUUUGACGCCGCCCUUGACUCUGGCCGACGCCGACCGCUAGAGGAUCCUUCUUCUUCGAGAGGAGACGUUAGGAACCGCACUCAACGGUUCCAAGCAAAGAGUUCGAGCUUGAGGAAUUCUUUGCCUCUGGAAGAUGAUGCUGACCACAACGGAAGACAGGUGGGACUCAGUUCUAGCCUUAGGAGGCAGCAGGAACGACGAGCCAUCCCUACGGGGAUCACUCGCGACAGCUUCCCCGAAGAAAACGGUGCUAUCCCAUCUGAUAUUGAGCAUCCUACUUCUCUCACGUCUCUAUCUACUGCGUCUCCUAUCACGGAGGAGCUGCGAACCCCUCCAGAAGGGUCGCGGGGCAUGUUAUCGUCUCCCAUCUGCGUGGCCUCGCCCGUACAGACGUUCGCUUCACUUGAUGACCGCAGCUCCUGGUCAGGUAGUGUCAUGACUCCCUUUGGAAGUAAGGCACGAGGUCUUCGCGUCUCAACCCGCCAGCGGUCUCGCAGGUCUACUGCCUCGAGCGGCAAAUCUCCGGCCAGCAUGUUUCUGUCUAUGUGGAGCACUGGUGCUGAGGAGCCGGCUCCUCAGCCAGAUGAUGAGGGACAAAUGGUCGGUACUGAGUAUGUCCUGGGCAAGCAGAUAGGAUUUGGUGGCUUUAGCACAGUAAAGGAGGCCUACAAGGUCGAGGAAAGUGGCAAGACAAAACGGCUUGCCGUCAAGAUCGUCAAAAAACAAGUUUCUGGACGAAGCGAGAAGGAAAAUGACGAGGUCCAAGCGGAGUUCGACCACGAGGUGCGAGUUUGGCGAUAUCUAAGCCAUCCGAACGUCCUGACAUUGGACGCGGUCUACGAGACCGAUUAUGCCACUUUCUGCUUCACAAAACUGGCUAUUGGCGGCACGCUCUUCGAUCUCGUGCGGCAGAACCGCCGCGGAUUGGAGAUGACGCUAGCCAAAAAGUAUGCGUUUCAGCUUGCGUGUGCCCUGAGGUACCUCCACGAGGAUGCUCGAGUUGUUCAUAGGGACAUCAAGCUGGAGAACUGCUUAUUGGAUCCUACUGAGUCUCCUGAUGGGACGAAGACAUCUACUCUCGUUCUGUGCGAUUUCGGAAUGGCAGAGUGGAUGAACUCGGACAAUGAGGAUGCAUCACCUGAUCCUUACGAUAACGCGGCAGACCGUCCCCCGCCCAAGACCAUCGGCCCUGCUGGUUCCAGUACCAGCGUUGCGGGAAGCUUGGAGUACGCUUCCCCAGAGCUCCUUCUUUCGACAAAUGGAGUUAUCGAUCCUUCGGUGGACAUGUGGGCAUUUGGUGUCAUCGUGUUCACCAUUGUCGUCGGAUCACGGCCGUUCCAGGAUGCUUUUGCUCCUCGGAUUCAAUCGAACAUCCUCAGUGGGAAUUGGAAUAAACAUGCUGUGGUGGGUGAAGAAGCGGAUCCCCAGCUUCGCCAGGACAGAGAAGACGCAUUGGAGUUGAUAAUGGGCUGCUUAAAUAUGAACGUUGAUAAGCGAUGGUCGAUCCGUGACGUGCUGUCUUCCCGCUGGUUGCGGGAAUUUUUGGACAAUGCAGAGAGCCCUACGGAGUCGGCAUGGAAGCUGUAA